AUGGACGGGCCGCGGGUGCAAGGUCCUCGCGCCAGAGUCGGCUGGAGGGCGGGCCGUGCGCCAGUGGUUGCUGCAGGCAUCGCCGCCGGCGUGAGCAUCAUCGGCAUCCGGCGCGUGCGCGUGCCGAUCGGGAGCGCGCUGAGCGGCCGAAUGCCCCAGGGCGGUGGCCCCACGGACGCGAGCGGCCUCGGCGUCGUCGUCACCUCGGCUCCCGGUGGGGGCGCAAGGCCCUGCGGCCUGGCUGGGCGGUGGCGGUGGCGCCGCGGGCGUCGUCGUCGUCGUCGGCUUGGUGCCCGGCGCGCUGCCGAGGCGGUGGCGCGGCUGGCGUGCCCGGAGCCGCGGCGGAUGUGA
Molecule: messenger RNA, 351 nt
Organism: Prorocentrum cordatum
Lineage: Eukaryota; Dinophyceae; Prorocentrales; Prorocentraceae
Source: the annotation of a GenBank genome assembly